AUGGGCAGAAGGAAUAUCACACAGGUGUCUGACUUCAUCCUCAUGGGACUGACAGACUCUGAAGAGAUCCGGCUGGUCCUCUUCACCCUCUUCCUCCUGAUAUACCUGAUCACUGUGCUGGGGAGUGUGGGGAUGAUCCUGAUAAUCCGCCUGGACCCCCAGCUUCACAGCCCCAUGUAUUUUUUCCUCAGUCACUUGUCAUUCCUUGACCUCAGUUACUCAAGCGUCAUCACCCCUAAAACCUUAGACAACUUACUGACUUCCAUCAAAAAUAUUUCAUACCUGAACUGCUUCAUUCAGAUGUCUUUCUUUGUCUUCUUGGGUGCCACUGAAUGUUUCCUUCUCUCCUCCAUGGCCUAUGAUCGCUAUGCAGCCAUCUGCAGCCCUCUGCGUUACCAGGUGGUUAUGUCCACCAGGCGAUGCUGCUCUCUCGUCUUUGGAUCCUAUUUGAUUGGCUUUACAGAUUCCUUUGUCAAUGUGCUUUGCAUGAACAAAUUGCAUUUCUGCAACUCCAAUGUAAUCUACCACUUCUUCUGUGACACAUCCCCAAUUCUAUCCCUGUCCUGCACUGACACACACGACAUUGAAAUCAUGGUGUUCAUUGUCGCUGGUUGCACCCUAGUGGUGUCUCUUAUCACAAUAUCCGUGUCCUAUGUGUUCAUCCUGUCCACCAUCCUGGAAAUUUCUUCCACUUCAGGGAAGCGGAAAGCCUUCUCUACCUGUGCCUCCCAUCUCCUGGGAGUCACCAUCUUUUACGGCACUAUGAUUUUCACUUACUUAAAACCAAGUAAGUCCUACUCCUUGGGAAAGGAUCAAGUGGCUUCUGUUUUUUAUACUAUUGUCAUCCCCAUGCUGAAUCCCCUUAUAUACAGUCUUAGAAACAAGGAAGUGAAGAAUGCUGUCAGUAGAGUCAUUCAGAAAAGAAAGGCUUCCAAGCAAUUAAAAUAA
Messenger RNA from Budorcas taxicolor (takin), 948 nucleotides. Its product is annotated as olfactory receptor 8H1-like. Gene Ontology annotation, cellular component: membrane. The record is from RefSeq and is a predicted model, not a curated record. The transcript has a single exon. Gene Ontology annotation, molecular function: olfactory receptor activity; G protein-coupled receptor activity; odorant binding. NCBI's taxonomy places the organism in Eukaryota, Metazoa, Chordata, Mammalia, Artiodactyla, Bovidae. Bases 1 to 948 code for a protein of 315 amino acids. Gene Ontology annotation, biological process: sensory perception of smell; G protein-coupled receptor signaling pathway.